This is a messenger RNA of Sceloporus undulatus (fence lizard), 1932 nucleotides long. RefSeq names its product HAUS augmin like complex subunit 7 (gene HAUS7). Gene Ontology annotation, molecular function: microtubule minus-end binding. Gene Ontology annotation, biological process: spindle assembly; centrosome cycle. Lineage: Eukaryota; Metazoa; Chordata; Lepidosauria; Squamata; Phrynosomatidae. Gene Ontology annotation, cellular component: HAUS complex. The record is from RefSeq and is a predicted model, not a curated record. The coding region runs from base 58 to 1191 and encodes 377 amino acids. The transcript is spliced from 11 exons.
CCAUUUGGGCACGGAGGGGGGGGAAACGUCUUGUACUCUCCCCCCUUCAGCCAGCCAAUGAAUAAGAGCGGCUCAAGCUCAACCUCCGGCGGGAAAAUGGCGGCGGAUUCUUUCUCUGUUCUUUAUGGGCGGCUGAAGGAGCUGGGCUGCCCUGCCCUUGAGGGUGUCUUCUUGUCAGAGGCUAAAGACAUGCAGAAGUUGCUGUGUACUCCUUCAUCCCAUCGCCUGGACAUAUUGGAAUGGAUUUGCACCUGUGUGCAUCCACCCCUCCAGGAGCAAUUCUCAUCUCUCAAGGAAUCAGAGUCAGAUUUAAAAAUAAGAGAGAUGGCGAAGCUGGGCUAUGAAUUGAUGCUUUGCCAAGCUGAUGACCUGGAUCUUAUCAAGGGAAAGGCCUCUGCCCAGAAGCAGCUCUAUUUCCUGGAAAAACUAGUGGCUGUGAUUCUGCCUCAGGGUGAUUUUGCUGUAUCUGGCUCAGUAUCUGACUCCAGCAUUUAUUCCAGCACUGAGGAAUCUUUCGAGGAGAUAGCCAGGAAGAAUGAAGAAUUCAUUAAACAGGUUUUCACCAGCUCUGAUCUGCAGGCUGUGUUGAGCCCAGAGUGUUACCCCUGGAGCUCAGACAUCAAGUUCCUCCUGAAAGAUGAAGAAGUAUUGCAUAAAAGGCUUCCCCUAUCAGCAACUUCCCAUGAGAAGACCCUUAUGGAUGCACUGAAAGAGCUGGAAGACACAGUGGCAUCCUUGACAGAACUGAAAACCCAGUGUCCCUUCCUGCAGGAAGACCUGGAUGUUGCAGAUACAUCCGUUGACAGUGUCACAGCUCUACAGACCCUCAAGCUGAUUACUUCUGACUUCAGCCAGCUAUUGCUGGCCUUCGAACAAGUUUAUGAGAAUGAGCUGCAGCAGCAUUGUGAGCGUCUGACUCCCAUGCUGAGCCCCUGCGGGCCCCUCUUCCAAGCAGUGCACGAAAGCUUGACACUCUGCAUGCAGGAGUUGCAAGCUCUGGCCCAGGUUACAGAAACCUCUAAGUGCCUUAUGGAGACAGUGAAACAGAGGCAUGAAGAAAAGGUGGUUUGGAGCGGCAGUGCCAAAUCCUCAUUAUGGGAAGACAAUUUGAGGGAAGAUAUAAUGGAAUCUAUUUUCAAAACCAAAAAGAGGGAGAGACUGUUAAGCAUAAAUCAAAGCUUCAAAGCUUGAAGAACUGAAACAGAAGUACAAGACUAUCCAUGCCACAUUGAAGGACUGCCCAUGACCCUGGACUUGAACAGACUACAAAUUAUUGGGAAAUUUAAGGAAAAGAAAUGGACUGUCAUUGGGAUGAAAGAGAUUAGACACGACACAGCAGGCAGCCUGGAAAGCAGUGGUUGUUAUAGUCCCCAGUGUAAAUAAAGAGUUAAAAAUAAAAGGUGUCUUCUUUGAACAUUGUUCAUAUUCUGGUAAUUAAAGGGAACUCCCUCCAUCCCUACCAAGUUUUCUGGUCUGUUAUCCUGGUAUAGUUUUCACUACCUGUGAUAACUGUGUAUGUGUGUGUUGUUUUGUGGGGUGUUUUGUUUUGUUGUUUUUAAGAUCAAGCUUGAACUCUCCUGCUGGUUUACCAUCAACAUCCUCUCAAUUUUUGUUGAUAAAAAUGAGCAAAUUUCCCCUUUCUACACCUGCCUACACUCAUGUAUGGGCACAUAUAGAUGGCACCUUCUUACUUAAUUACCUCCAUUGUUCUCAGUAAAGCACCAUGGCAGGAAAACCCAUCUGCAAAAGGCAGGGAUGAGGAAAAUAUGGCCCUCUUGCUGCUGUUAGACUGCAACUUUUAUCAGUCUUAGCCAGCAUAGCCAAUAUUGAAGGAUCGUGGGAGCUGCUGUCUAGUUUUAUUUGCUUACAAUGAACUAUAAACAACCACUAAAGCAAAAUUACUUCAGUAUAACAUUAAAUAUGUUCUGUUCA